This is a messenger RNA of Trichophyton verrucosum HKI 0517, 960 nucleotides long. RefSeq lists its product as uncharacterized. The record is from RefSeq and is a predicted model, not a curated record. NCBI's taxonomy places the organism in Eukaryota, Fungi, Ascomycota, Eurotiomycetes, Onygenales, Arthrodermataceae. Bases 1 to 960 code for a protein of 319 amino acids. The transcript is spliced from 5 exons. Gene Ontology annotation, biological process: transmembrane transport; succinate transport; fumarate transport.
AUGGCUUCAAAAGACAAAAAGCAACAGCCGGCCACAGCGGCGGUUAAUCUGAUCGCCGGUGGUGGUGCUGGAAUGAUGGAAGCUCUCGUGUGCCAUCCGCUCGAUACCAUCAAAGUACGAAUGCAGCUUUCGAAGCGAGCACGAGCUCCGGGGGUCAAAGCUCGCGGCUUUCUUGCGACUGGACAAGAGAUUGUGCGCCGAGAGACUGCUUUGGGGCUGUAUAAGGGUCUGGGAGCUGUUCUCAGUGGAAUCAUCCCAAAGAUGGCUAUCCGAUUCACUUCGUAUGGCUAUUAUAAGCAGUACCUAACAAAUCCCGAGACUGGAAAACUCUCGAGUUCCGCCAAUAUGCUUGCUGGUCUGGCUGCUGGUGUAACCGAAGCUGUGGCCGUCGUCACACCCAUGGAGGUUAUAAAGAUUCGCUUGCAGGCCCAGAGCCACAGUCUGGCAGAUCCCCUCGAUAAGCCAAAAUACCGGAGUGCACCACACGCCUUGUUCACCGUGAUAAGAGAAGAAGGUGUUGGUGCCAUAUACCGCGGUGUUUCGUUGACGGCCCUCCGUCAGGGAACAAACCAGGCAGCCAACUUCACUGCCUACUCCGAGCUGAAAAAGCUCCUCAAGGAUUGGCAACCCCAGUACACCGAACUGCCAUCCUACCAGACGAUGUGCAUCGGUCUUAUUUCCGGUGCCAUGGGUCCGUUUUCCAAUGCCCCGAUUGACACCAUCAAGACCAGACUGCAGAAGACGCCCGGAGAGCCUGGACAGUCCGCCAUCUCCCGCAUCACAGCCAUAUCAAAGGAGAUGUUCAAACAAGAAGGUGCCAGAGCUUUCUACAAGGGUAUCACUCCCCGAGUCAUGAGAGUCGCCCCCGGACAGGCAGUCACCUUCACUGUGUACGAGUUCCUUAGGGAGAAGCUGGAGAAGAGCAACUGGUCCAUCAUGGGAGGAAAGUAUGAGGAAUAA